AGUGGGCUUGCAGACCGCGAAACGGACGCUGGAGCCCCGGGGAACCCGGCACCUACCGCUGAGUACACCCAGUCCAGGGUGCGGCGACUCACGGGCUUCAUGGCCCCGCCCCUCCCUGGCCGCUCUUGUCCCCAGUUCCUGGGAGCCCCGGCCCAGACCGCGACUGCGCGGGAGGCGGCAGCAUGACGGCCGAGCAGCGGCGGAACCUGUUCGCGUUCGAAAACUAUAUCAGGAAAAUUCUGGAUCCAACCUACAUCCUCAGCUACAUGGCCCCCUGGCUUGAUGACGAUAAGAUGCAAUAUAUCCAGGCUGAGAAAAACAACAAGGGCCCAAUGGAGGCUGCAUCACUUUUCCUCCAGUUCCUCCUAGAGCUCCAGGGGACAGAUUGGUUCCGUGGCCUUCUAGAUGCCCUAUGCCAUGCAGGUUACUCUGGACUUUAUGAAGCCCUUGAAAGUUGGGAUUUCCUAAAAAUUGAAAAAUUAGAGGAGCAUAGAUUACUUUUAAAACGCUUACAACCAGAAUUGAAAGCCAAAAUUAUUCCAACAGAUAUCCUUCCUGACAUAUCUCAAUGCUUAAUUCCUCAGGAAUGUGAAGAAAUUAGACAGAUUUGCACCAAUAAAGGGAUGAUAGCAGGUGCAGAAAAAUUGGUUGAAUGUCUUCAGAGAUCAGACAAGGAGAAUUGGCCCAAGACUUUGAAACUUGCUUUGGAGAAAGAAGGGUACGAUGAACUGUGGAUUGUGGACGAAGGUAUGAAAAAUAUGGAAAAGAAAGCUGUUGAAGAUGAUGAAAUGGAAAUUUCCAGCAUACAGAUUUUCUACCAGGAAGAGCAAGAGUGCCAGAAUCUUAGUCAGAAUUCCAGUCCACCUCCAGACAAUUCUUAUACUAACUUGUAUGACCCAUUGAAACCAAGAAAUUACCAACUGGAGCUUGCUUUGCCUGCUAAGAAAGGAAAAAAUACAAUAAUAUGUGCUCCUACUGGUUGUGGGAAAACCUUUGUGUCACUUCUUAUCUGUGAGCAUCACCUUAAAAAGUUUCCACCAGGACAAGGAAAAGUUGUCUUUUUUGCUAAUCAAAUCCCUGUAUAUGAACAGCAAGCAUCUGUAUUCUCAAGAUAUUUUCAAAGACUUGGCUACAGAGUUGUGGGUAUUUCUGGAGCAACAGCUGAGAAUACUCCAGUGAAACAGACUAUUGAGAAUAAUGACAUUAUCAUCUUAACACCACAAAUUCUUGUGAACAAUCUUAAAAAUGGAACCAUUCCAUCAGUGUCUGUCUUUACUUUGAUGAUAUUUGAUGAAUGCCAUCAUACCAACAAACACCACCCAUACAAUAUGAUCAUGUUCAGUUAUCUGGAUCAGAAACUCGGAGGCGCGUCAGCCCCACUGCCCCAGAUCAUUGGACUGACUGCCUCAGUUGGUGUGGGAGAUGCCAAAACCAUAGAGGACGCCACUAGUUACAUCUGCAAACUGUGUGCUGCUCUUGAUGUAACUGUGAUAGCAACAGUGAGAGACAACUUGGAGGAGCUGGAGCAAGUUGUUUAUAAGCCCCAGAAAAUUUCUAGGAAAGUGGAAUCACGGGCUACCAACACAUUUAAACUAAUCAUAUCACAGCUGAUGAAGGAGACAGAGAACCUAGCAAAGAACGUCUCUGUGGAACUUGGAAAAUUAUUUCAAAUUCAAAACAGGCAGUUUGGCACCCAGAAAUAUGAACAGUGGAUUGUUGCAGUUCAUCACGCAUGCAAGGUGUUUCAGAUGGCGGACAAGGAGGAAGAGAGCAGAGUCUGUAAAGCACUGUUUCUGUACACCUCACAUUUGCGGAAAUAUAACGAUGCUCUCAUCAUCAAUGAGGAUGCACAAAUGAAGGAUGCUCUGAAAUACCUAAAAGACUUUUUUAACAACCUCCGAGAAGCAACAUUUGAUGAGAUUGAGCAAGAUCUUACACGGAGGUUUGAAGAAAAGCUGGAAGAACUAGAAAAUGUUUCCAUGGAUCCCAGCAAUGAGAAUCCUAAGCUCAGAGACCUCUACUUGAUCUUGCAAGAAGAAUAUCACUUAAAUCCAGACACAAAAACCAUUCUGUUUGUGAAAACUAGAGCACUUGUAGAUGCUUUAAAGAAGUGGAUUGAAGAAAAUUCUGCACUCAGCUUUCUAAAGCCUGGCAUAUUGACUGGACGUGGUAGAACAAAGCAGGUCACAGGGAUGACUCUCCCGGCACAGAAGUGUGUCCUGGAAGCAUUCAGAGCUAGCAGUGAUAACAAUAUUCUGAUUGCCACCUCGGUUGCUGAUGAAGGCAUUGACAUUGCGGAGUGCAAUCUGGUUAUCCUGUACGAAUAUGUGGGAAACGUCAUCAAAAUGAUCCAGACCCGAGGCAGAGGCAGAGCAAAAGACAGCAAGUGCUUCCUUCUAACUAGUAAUGACGACGUGAUUGACAAAGAAAACAAAAACGUGUUUAUGGAAAAAAUGAUGAACGAAUCCAUUUCAAGACUUCAAACAUGGGAUGAAACAAAAUUUGAAAGAACGGUUUCCCGUAUACAGAUGGAUGAAAAAUCCAUCAGAGAUAAUCAACACAAACCACUAACUGUCCCUGACAAUAAAAACAAAAAGCUGCUCUGUGGAAAGUGCAAAGCCUUUGCGUGUCACACAGCUGACAUCCGAGUGAUAAAGAAUUCCCAUUACACAGUGCUUGGAAAUGGUUUUAAGGACCGCUUUGUACGUAAACCACACCCUAAGCCAAAGAUAUAUGAUGGUUUUGAGAAGAAAGAAAAAAUAUUCUGUGCCAGACCGAACUGUGGCCACGACUGGGGAAUCCACGUGAGAUAUAAGGCAUUGGAGAUUCCAGUCAUAAAAAUUGAAAGCUUUGUGGUUGAAGACAUAGCAACUGGAGCUCAGCACCACUACUCUAGGUGGAAGGACUUUCAUUUGGAGUGGAUGCAGUUUGAAGCUAUGGAAUUGUCCAUAUGACCUCAGGGCACCAGUCCUGGGCUGCCGGGAUCCUGUGUGCCUCUGUGAGGAUGUUGUGCAUUCUGUAUUGACGACCAGCUAACUAACCUCCUGUUUAACAGUUCAUACUAUACCCUACUCUCAAAGCACAUGUGAAUGAGUUGAAUCACUCAUUGCUUCUACACCAACAGUAGCUAUAAUACUUGGGGAUAACCUUAGAAUCUUUUUCUAUCCAUUUCAGGACUCAAUAAAACAUACCUGCUCCCUAUACACUGUGAAGAAUGAAACGGUUGUUCUCCAUAGUUCACUUUCUUUCCUUAAACUGCUUUUCAAGGCUAGUGACUGUGAUUGCAAAACCCAGUGGGUACCACCUGGUGCCCAUUUGAUCCCUUUGUUGGCCCUGAUAUUCUUUCUCUUCUCUUGACUUUCUUCUUCUUCUUCUUCCUUCCUCCUCCUCCUUCCUCCUCUUCCCUCUCCCCCCUCCCCCUCCCUUUACAUCAGUGUGUGACAUAAUUUUAAAACACGAUAGGAGACAGCUUUUAGUACAUGCUACACUAUUCCCGAGAAAGUACUUGUUCCUUUGUUUAUUAUACUUCUUACCCUAUUUAUUUGUUCUCUUAACCUGUGCCCACUUCCCCUUUAAGUAGUCAUCUCAAGCCAUUUCCAAUAAUGUUUGAUGUUUAACACUUAGGCAAUUUCCAGUUAAGUCCUUGAUGAGGAAGCUUAAUUUAGCUGUGUGCUUUACCUAAGUACAUAGAAUGCACAUUCCAGUGGCGUUCUUCUAUCUCUUAGCAAGGUCUAUGGGUGCUUCUGAGACCUUAGUUUGGGGUUCGUGAGAUAUGACAAGUGGGUGAGUGUGGUUACUGCCAACAGACCAAGGUAUUUUGCGUUCAGAUCAGGGUAGAGCAAUAGUGAUGUCUAGUGCCACAGAAUUUGAACAUCUUUAAAAAAGACUCAGAGAAGUUAUUUGCAGUACACCAAGGCUGUCAAUAACUUAAGACAAAACUCUGGAGAUACAUGACCACAUAACCCUUUUCAAAUGACACCUAUUUCUACCUGAAGACCACUGGAGGCCACAGAGGACAUAGUCGGCCACCCAGACUACCCAGAUCGAUCCUGGAGGUCAGUGGGAUGACAGAGCAUCCACUUUGCUUUCCACUUAUUCUGGUGAGCAGUAUGGUUAGCAAGGAGCCAAGAACUUGCCUGUCUCAUAACUCCUCUUGGCAUUAUCCUUGGUCUACUGAUGAAGGACACAGACUUUAAGAGUUACUAAAUGGCUUUUAAUCAAAACAAUGUAUGAAAUGUACAAUGUAUAGUAGUUUAUCAGUAAAACUCCUAGUAAGAUGCAAUAAAAAUGGACUACUUAAAUCAA
Molecule: messenger RNA, 4305 nt
Organism: Jaculus jaculus (lesser Egyptian jerboa)
Lineage: Eukaryota; Metazoa; Chordata; Mammalia; Rodentia; Dipodidae
Gene: Rigi
Product: DExD/H-box helicase 58
Exons: 19
Coding region: 183-2954 (923 amino acids)
Cellular component (GO): cytoplasm
Molecular function (GO): ATP binding; double-stranded RNA binding; zinc ion binding
Source: RefSeq, a predicted model, not a curated record